CUCGUGCCCCCUCCCCGCCUGUCCCGCGGCUCCCGGGUGCGGCUGAUCAAUGUCCGUUUUCUCAAUCAAAUCGUACUUGGAGGCGAGCAUGGCGAUUCUCCUUUCCAGGGGGCGGGUUUGGCCGGGUUUCAGCCCUGUCUAUUUUCGGGCUGUGGCCUCCGGCGUUGCCCCGAGCAGCGGCACCUCGGGUCGGGCUGUCCCGAGCAGGCUGUCCCGGGCACGGUGUCCCAGGCUGUCCCGGGGCUGCCCCCGCUGCCCCCGGCUACGCCUCAGCCCAACUUCUGCCCCGUUUGUGCUGACUCGGCCCCGGCGUGCGGAAGCGGCCUCUCGCCACACGUUCCCGCGCUGUCCCCGCUCCCGGCUCGUCCCGUCGCUCCCGGCUGUCCGGCGGGGCUGUGCCAUCCCCGUGUCCCCCUGUCCCGCUCCGGCAUGGGGCUGCCGCUCGUCCUGCUGCUGCUGCUGCCCGCGGUCCUGCCCGCCCGCUGCUGCGAGCCCCCGGAGGGCUCGGCGGGCGCCGUGCGGGCGCUGGGUGCGCGGCUGCUGGGGCUGGCGGGGGACCCCGCGCGGGACCCCGACCCCGCCGUGUACCUGGCCCUGCGCCUGGCCCGCGAGCACGACCCGCGGCUGGAGCGGCGCUACCUGGAGCGGCUGCAGGACACCUUCCGGCACUACGGCAGGAGCCUGCAGGGCCACUCCCGGUGGGACGCUGAGCGCAGCACGUACGUGAGCAGGGAGGAGCCCCCGCACACGGGGCGGCUGGCACUGUACCUGCUGGGGCUGCAGGCCACCUGCCCCCCGCUCAGUCCCCAUCGCUCGCUGGUGACAUGGCUCAAGUACUACCUGGAGGAGGACUGGACAGGCUCCCGGCGGCAAGGCCACCCCGUCACCAGUUACUACCAGUACGGGCUGGGCGUGCUGGCGCUGUGUGUGCACCGCAAGCGGGUGCGGGAGGAGGUGGUCCGGCGGCUCCUCACGGCCCAGCACCACGGAAGGCUCGGGCAUGGUGGAAACACCGUGGACACCGAGGCUGUGGUGGCACUGGCCUUCACCUGCCUGGAGCAGAGGAGGUUGGUGGGGACCGGGCUGGCGGCCAAGCUCCGGGUGGCUGCACAGGAGGCCAGCAGGAACAUGGCCAAGGCCCAGGGCCCCGACGGCAUCAUCGGCAACAUCUACAGCACCCCGUGGGCCCUGCAGGUAUUCCUGGCCACGGGUGAGUGCCAGACGGAGCCAGCGUUCGGCCAGGCCAUGGCUGCACUGCUGGAGAACCUGGAAGCCUUCGGCACCGCCGCCACCAUGGCCCAGGUGCUGCCGGUGCUGCACGGCCACUCCUACCUGGACAUCGCCUCCAUGCCCUGCAGGGAGGAGCCAGACACGCUGACCCCCCUGGACAUGGAACCCCUGGCUGAGGUGCCGGGGAACAAGACGGUGCAGCUGGUGGUGGAGUGUCCCGUGCCCUGGUGCUACGAGCUCCGGCUCUACGACCGCCUGGUGCCCGUGCCCGCCGGCGCCUCCCUCCUGGACGUGCUCCAGGCGGCUGCGGCGCUGGAGCCCCGUCACUUCAGGUUCCACGCCCAGGACACCCCCCAGGGACCCUUCCUGACGCAGGUGCUGGGGCUGGAGGCCCGGCAGGAGAAGCGGAACUACUGGCAGAUACUGACUGCGCCCAACACCCCCCUGCAGACGGGUAUCGCUGACUACAGACCCCAGGAUGGGGAGACCCUCAUCCUGCGCCUCAGCGAGUGGUAGAGGGUGGGGGGUGAUGGCAAUGAAACCCCCACUGUGGGCACAGGA
This is a messenger RNA of Onychostruthus taczanowskii (white-rumped snowfinch), 1791 nucleotides long. It is a transcript of the gene TCN2, whose product is annotated as transcobalamin 2. NCBI's taxonomy places the organism in Eukaryota, Metazoa, Chordata, Aves, Passeriformes, Passeridae. Gene Ontology annotation, molecular function: cobalamin binding. The record is from RefSeq and is a predicted model, not a curated record. Bases 430 to 1746 code for a protein of 438 amino acids. The transcript has 11 exons. Gene Ontology annotation, biological process: cobalamin transport.